Molecule: messenger RNA, 459 nt
Organism: Vigna angularis (adzuki bean)
Lineage: Eukaryota; Viridiplantae; Streptophyta; Magnoliopsida; Fabales; Fabaceae
Exons: 2
Coding region: 1-459 (152 amino acids)
Biological process (GO): DNA integration
Molecular function (GO): nucleic acid binding
Source: RefSeq, a predicted model, not a curated record
AUGAAGAAGCAGAAGGAAUUCUCUAACACUGCCAUGACUCACCCUAUGGAGGACAUUUCAAUGGGGAAAGAACUGCAGCAAAAGUUCUCCAAACCUUUUCCACCAUCUUUUAACAAUGAAUAUAUACUGGUGGCAGUUGACUAUGUGAGUAAAUGGGUGGAAGCAUUGGUGUGUCCCAAAAAUGAUGCCAACAUUGUGAUUAAAUUUCUAAAGAGGCAGAUCUUUUCACGCUUUGGAACUCCUAGAGUGCUUAUUAGUGAUGGAGGAUCUCAUUUUUGUAAUUAUCAGUUAGCAAAGGUACUCAAACAUUAUGGUGUGAGGCAUAAGGUAGCUGCACCAUAUCAUCCACAGACUAAUGGGCAAGCUGAGGUGUCUAACAGAGAGAUCAAGCGCAUCUUGGAGAAAACAGUUACUGCGUCAAGAAAAGACUGGUCACAGAAACUUGAUGAUGCUCUCUAG